Molecule: messenger RNA, 939 nt
Organism: Actinia tenebrosa (Australian red waratah sea anemone)
Lineage: Eukaryota; Metazoa; Cnidaria; Anthozoa; Actiniaria; Actiniidae
Molecular function (GO): protein binding
Source: RefSeq, a predicted model, not a curated record
AUGGGGCAGACAUAUAACGCUCUUUCUGACUACGACAAUACAAUUAUCCAUUGCAAGAAGUGUAUUGAGCUUGCAGUAACUAUUGGCGAUAAAGGUGCUGAGGCUUGUGCUUAUAGCUUAUUUGGAAAGAUAUAUUAUUCCUUGGAGAAAUACGAUGAUGCCAUUUCCAACUGCAACAAGUGUGUUCACAUUGACAAGGAAGAUAAUGAAGAAAAAAGUGUUGACGUUACUGCGUAUCUGACUUUGGGAGAGGCAUACCAGUCUUUGGAAAAAUACGAUGAAGCCAUUCGGAAUUACAAGCAUUGCAUCGACAUCGUGAACCGUAUUGGCCUCGAAAAGAAAGAGGGGGCAUUAGCGUGUUUGUAUCUAGGAAACAUAUAUGAGACACUGAGACAAUAUAAUGAUUCAGKGCAUUAUCACAAGAAAUGCAUCGACAUGGCACAAGAAAUUGGCGAGAAAACGAUUGAAGCACWAGGAUGUCUCGGUCUUGCGUUUGUAUACAGCACAUCAUUUGAUAAGGAAAGUGCCAUCCAAUACGGUAAGAAAUGCCWGGACAUUUCUCAAGAAAUUGGCGAUAAAAAAACUGAGAUGCGAGGACAUCUUUAUCUCGCUAAAGCAUAUAUGGACUUGCAGUUGAAUGAAGCGUCUCAGAGUAUAGAUGCAGGCAUGGCGAUUGCUACAGAGCUUGGAGAAAAAGAAGCCGAAGAAAAGUUCAAAGAAAUUCGUUUUGAUUUUUAUGGCAGAGUUGGUUUGUUGGACAAAUGUCAUGCACCCUUAUUAAAGGAAUUWUUAGAGGYAGCAACAUGUUCUGAAGAUGAGCUAUUACAGGAUCUUAACCAAGCGGUGAAGACAGGCGAUAAGACAGAGAAACAGAGGGCUUACUCCAGGCUUCGCAAUUUUUAUCUUCUCAAAAAAGAUUAUAAAAAAACAAUCAAAUGA